AUGGGAAACAACAACGCAACCGCCAAUUUAACAGAAGAAGAGAGCUCAAAGCUAGAAACCCAUGGAACGUCUCCAAUGGAGUCUGUUCCCGUAGAGAACACGCAAGAUCAGGUGUUUCUUGCAGGUGAAGGCAAAGAUGGAGAUAAAGAGAAAGAGAGCUUUACUGAUGAGACUCCAGAAACAGAACCACAAAGCAAGGAGUUAGUCGAAGAUCCAAAAGUGAAAAAUGUCGAAGAAGAGAUGCAUCCAAGUGGCUUGGAGAGUUCAGUAAUGGAAAUCGAUGAGCAGAUCCAGAAACAGAUAUUAGUUGCAGAAGGUGUUGAAACUGCGUGUGAAGCGACAGAAGUGGAAGAUUUAUCUAUGAUUGGAACUCAAAGUGUUGUGAACGAAUUGAAUACGACAGAGUUUGGUAAUGAAGAGAAGCCCUGUGUGAUUGAUGAGACUGUAGGAACAGAGGCAAAGAUGAUCAAUAAGUCUCUGGAAGAAAUUGUUCCUGCCGAGGAAGCUGUAAAGCUUGAUCAAGAGAUUGGUAUGGAACAGAGAACAGGGUUUCCUGGGAUUGAUCCGCAGGAGAUUCUGAAUCUGGACUAUCGCGUUCUUGAUGAUGAUGAUGAAGUUACAAAUGAAGGAAAAGCCGACCAGGAAAUCUCUAAACCGGGUUCACAAGAAUCAAACGUGAUUCUAGAGACCGGUUUUGAAGUUUUUGAGGAAGAGAAGGGCAAGGAGUUAGGAAGAGAAGCAAGUCUAAAACGCAUGACUCGAUGCAGAUCGCUCCCAGUGAGCCACAACACUAGAGUUACAGAAGAGUCGGUGGUUCAGCAGUUGGUCUCAGAGAUUGCGUUUCCUUCAAGGAACAAGAUGGGUUUAGAGAAAGGUAACAUGCCUGAGACUCUGCUUGUUUCUUGCGUAGGAAGCAACAAAGCACAAGAAACUACUGAAGCGAUAACUGAAAGUAACAAAGAUGCUAUAAUUGAGUUGCAGCGAUCUCCUACCUUUGGCAGUGACCUAAGGAUCAAAGAAAGAAACGACGAAUCGACAGAAAAAAUUCCGUUACUCUGUGAGGACAUGACGGAGACAUACGAGGCAAUAAUUGAUGUGGAAGAGAGAACUGUGAUGCUGAAGAGAAGUGAGACUGAAAAAACAAGAGGCAUUGAAUUGUCUCUAGGGUUAUCAAUGAAACCCAGUAGGAGUAGCUUCAAGGAAACUAAGGAUUCAGGAGACAACUUGCUGGACAAGAAAGCUUCUUGGGGUUCUAUGAAAGGCAGAGUCAGGAAACGGAGCAAGUCUUCGCUCUUCGGAACAUGCCUCUGUUGCGCCACUGCCAUAAGUUGA
Molecule: messenger RNA, 1332 nt
Organism: Eutrema salsugineum
Lineage: Eukaryota; Viridiplantae; Streptophyta; Magnoliopsida; Brassicales; Brassicaceae
Exons: 5
Coding region: 1-1332 (443 amino acids)
Source: RefSeq, a predicted model, not a curated record